AUGCCCACGUACUACGCGCAGCGCACGUCGCCGGGUGGUCUCCUCAUCUCGGAGGCCACGCCCAUCUGCCCGGAAAGCCGCCCCAACAUUGCCGCGCCAGGUAUUUACUCGGCCCGACAUGUGGCAGCGUGGCGCCCCAUCACGGACGCGGUGCACGCCAACGGUGGCUUUAUCUUUCUUCAAAUGUGGCACGUCGGCGGCUCGUCGCACCCGGUCUUUGACAAGGAAGGGCGCGCGCCACCGUCGUCGGCGGCCGUCCAGUUCCUUGGUCCGCCUGCCAACACGCCGAACGGCCCGCAGCCGCGCGUUGUCUCGCGCAUGCUCUCGACCGACGAGGUGCAAGAGCUCAUCUCGUUCUACGUCCGGGCGGCGACGCUGAGUAUUGAGGCGGGCUUUGGCGGCGUCAAAAUCCAUGGUGCCAACGGCUACAUCCUCGAGCAGUUCCUCAACGAUACGCUCAACAGCCAACGCAAUGAGCAAUACGGCGGGUCGCUCGAGAACCGUAUUCGCCUUGCGGUCGAAGUCACCAAGGCCGUCGUCGCCGCGUUCGGCGCCGACUGCGUCGGUAUCCGCGUUCGGCGCCGACUGCUCAUCAACGGCGCGUACAACUCGGACCCGAUCGGGACGUACUCGGCGCUCCUCGAGCAGCUCAACCCGCUCGGCCUUGCGUACGCCCACCUUGUUGAGCCACGCAUCGAGCUUCGCUAA
Molecule: messenger RNA, 708 nt
Organism: Saprolegnia diclina VS20
Lineage: Eukaryota; Oomycota; Saprolegniomycetes; Saprolegniales; Saprolegniaceae
Exons: 3
Coding region: 1-708 (235 amino acids)
Molecular function (GO): FMN binding; oxidoreductase activity
Source: RefSeq, a predicted model, not a curated record